AUUACGCUCCCAUAAAGCAGUCUGAAAAAAUAUCUACACACGUCGCUUCUACACACGUCGCUUCUACACGUCGCUUCUACACACGUCGCUUCUACACACGUCGCUUCUACACACGUCGCUUCUACACGUCGCUUCUACACACGUCGCUUCUAUACACGUCGCUUCUACACGUCGCUUCUACACACGUCGCUUCUAUGCACGUCGCUUCUAACAAAAAUGCCUUUUUCUAA
This is a messenger RNA of Ambispora gerdemannii, 230 nucleotides long. Lineage: Eukaryota; Fungi; Glomeromycota; Glomeromycetes; Archaeosporales; Ambisporaceae. The record is from the annotation of a GenBank genome assembly.